Messenger RNA from Thermochaetoides thermophila DSM 1495, 1299 nucleotides. Its product is annotated as geranylgeranyl pyrophosphate synthetase (GGPP synthetase)-like protein. Gene Ontology annotation, biological process: isoprenoid biosynthetic process. The coding region runs from base 1 to 1299 and encodes 432 amino acids. Gene Ontology annotation, molecular function: prenyltransferase activity. The transcript has a single exon. NCBI's taxonomy places the organism in Eukaryota, Fungi, Ascomycota, Sordariomycetes, Sordariales, Chaetomiaceae. The record is from RefSeq and is a predicted model, not a curated record.
AUGGCCGCUGCUCCCCCCUCCACGGCCAUUAAUAUAAACGGCGUUGCUAUCCCUCCACGUACCUCGUCCGCGCACUCAACCUCUUAUUCUCCGCCGAACCUCUCUAAGACAGCAGCGUCCCGCUCUGCUCCUGACUCUGCCCCUGACCAUCGGCCGUCAGCAACAACCAACGACCACACCCAGCCGUCAAUCCCGUCCGGCCCGUACCCUCCUCCCGCGCACCACCACACGCGCCACCGGAGUCGCAAGGCGUCAUUUACCACUCCCGCGCUUUCAAACACACCGGCCUACUCCCAACAACCAAUCCCCAGCCUCAGCAUGUCCCUCACGCCGCAACCUCCCCCUGACCCGAACCGGUUCGCGACCGAAGAGUUCCUCGCGCAGAUUCAUAAGCGGCCUUGGCCUGAAGACAAGGAGAAGGUCCUCACAGGGCCGUUUGACUACCUCAAUGGACACCCCGGCAAAGAUUUUCGGACAGCGCUGGUGAAGGCGUUUGAUGCCUGGCUGGAGGUGCCGCCCGAGAGUUUAGAAGUUAUUACUCGGGUAGUGAGCAUGCUGCAUACAGCGUCGUUGUUGGUUGAUGACGUCGAGGAUAAUAGUCAGCUGCGAAGAGGGUAUCCCGUCGCGCAUGCGAUCUUCGGCGUGCCGCAGACGAUUAACAGCUCGAAUUAUGUUUACUUCCUGGCGCUGCAGGAGCUGCAGAAGUUGAAGAAUCCUCGUGCAGUGUCUAUUUAUGCCGAAGAGUUGGUCAACCUGCAUCGCGGACAAGGAAUGGACCUCUACUGGCGCGACUCGCUGGUCUGUCCGACCGAAGACGAGUACCUCGAGAUGGUCGGCAACAAGACGGGCGGGCUGUUCCGGCUGGGGAUCAAGCUAAUGCAGGCGGAGUCUCGCAGUCUGAUUGACUGCGUGCCGCUGGUGAAUAUCAUUGGGCUGAUCUUCCAGAUCGCGGAUGAUUACCAUAACCUGUUCCAUCCGACGUACACGGCGAAUAAGGGCAUGUGUGAGGAUCUGACGGAGGGGAAGUUCAGUUUUCCGGUGAUUCAUAGCAUCAGGGCGAACCCGAACGACCGGACGCUGCUGAGUAUUUUAAGGCAGAAGACUACGGAUGAGGAGGUCAAGCGGUAUGCGGUUAAGUAUAUGGAGGGAACGGGGAGCUUUGAGUACACGCGGCGCGUGGUUGAUGUGUUGAUUCAAAGGGCGAGGAAGAUGGCUGAUGAGAUUGAUGAUGGGAGGGGGAAGGCCGGCGGGGUGCACCAGAUAUUGGACCGGAUGGUGAUCAAGUAUGAUGAGAGAUGA